CGAAGGGGCGUGGCGGUCGCACCUGCGCGAGUUGGGGGAAGGAGGAGGGGCGAGGUGACGCAGGCGUAAUAAUAGAGAAGGUGCCAGAAAGAUCCAAAACAAGUGGCUGCGGCCGUCGCCCAGGAGUCGUCAGACGCCGGAACCCGGUGAGGAUCCAGAGAGGCCUGAGGGCGACUGGUGGCGGGCCCUGGUUCUGAGCUUGUGCCGCCCCCCUCCCCCGGGUAUGGCGCUGUCCGGGUUGACCCCGGCCCCGAGCUGGGAGGAGGAUGAAUGUCUGGACUACUACGGGAUGCUGUCGCUUCACCGUAUGUUCGAGGUGGUGGGCGGACAGCUGACCGAGUGCGAGCUGGAGCUGCUGGCCUUCCUGCUCGACGAGGCCCCCGGCGCGGCCGGCGGUCUGGCCCGCGCCCGAAGCGGCCUGGAGCUGCUGCUGGAGCUGGAGCGCCGCGGGCAGUGCGACGAGAGCAACCUUCGGCUGCUGGGGCAACUCCUGCGCGUGCUGGCGCGCCACGACCUGCUGCCGCACCUGGCGCGCAAGCGGCGCCGUCCAGUGUCACCGGAACGUUACAACUAUGGCACCUCCAGCUCUUCCUCAAAAAGGACAGAAGGCAGCCGCCGUCGCCGUCGCCACUCAAGCAGUACCUCAAAUGCCCAGCAGGGCCAAUGGGAGACAGGUUCCCCACCGACCAAGCGGCAGCGGCGGAGUCGGGGCCGGCCCAGUGGUGGUGCCAGACGGCGGCGGAGAGGGGCCCCAGCCACCCCCCAGCAGCAGCAGGAGCCAGCCAGACCUGCCUCAGAAGGCAAAGUGACCUGUGACAUCCGGCUCAGGGUGCGAGCAGAGUACUGUGAGCACGGGCCUGCCUUGGAGCAGGGCGUGGCAUCCCGGCGGCCCCAGGCGCUGGCCCGGCAGCUGGACGUGUUUGGGCAGGCCACUGCAGUGCUGCGCUCCCGGGACCUGGGCUCCGUGGUGUGUGACAUCAAGUUCUCGGAGCUCUCCUAUCUGGACGCCUUCUGGGGCGAUUACCUGAGUGGCGCCCUGCUGCAGGCCCUGCGGGGCGUGUUCCUGACUGAGGCCCUUCGUGAGGCCGUGGGCCGGGAGGCUGUCCGCCUGCUGGUCAGUGUGGACGAGGCCGACUACGAGGCUGGCCGGCGCCGCCUGCUGCUGAUGGAGGAGGAGGGAGGACGGCGCCCAACUGAGGCCUCCUGAUCCUGGACCUGGAAGGACUGAACCCACCUCCCAGCCUCCGGGCCACUUUCUCCCCCGGAGGACAUCCAUCUCUGCCCCUAGAGGACUGUCACUCCAGCAGCUCUGAGGACUGGACAGAUGGCCUGGCCCCUUGACAGCCUCUCCCACAGGAUGUGGGCUCUGAGGCCUAAACCACUUCCACCUGAGUUUUCUUCCCAGCCUUCCCCCGACCCUACCCCCAGGUGUGUUCCCUCAGCUUCAGGAGGCCAGGGGCACAGGCAUGCAGACCGGAAAGGAGGGAGGCACAUCUACACAUUCACCAAAGGCCCCCUGCACACCGUGUCCCUGACCCUGGGCUUUGUGCACACAUGCACACUGCCCCCUCUGGAAUUUCCCCUGGCUGCCCUGGCCUGCUCCACACAUGUCUUUGGCCUCAGGGCUUCUCUCUCAGGAUCUCUGAUUUUACUGCCCCCAACCCUGGACUCCAGCACCGCUGGGCCCUGGGGCUAGGGUGCAUGUGGGGCCUGCUCACCUUGCCCUCACAUCUCCACAGCCGGCCAGGGCUCUGCCCAGCUUCCAUACACAGACCUGGCUCCACAUCCUCCUGCCCCCCCAGAGUUGGACGUGCAGACUUGGACAUGGACCUGCACCCAGCGUGUCACACCGCAGUGCAUGUCACACCACAGUGCAGCAGCAUUAGACCAAGUGUGUUGCCUAUGGGGCCAGGAUCAGAAACCCAACUUCCUUCUCAGAAAGGGAAGGCAGAGGCUUGGGGCUGAUGGGAAAGGCCUUUUAUAAAUGGCGCCAAUAAAACUGCCCUGGACUGGGGCUUAGGGUGGGCA
Leopardus geoffroyi (Geoffroy's cat) is the source of this 2028-nucleotide messenger RNA. RefSeq names its product death effector domain containing 2 (gene DEDD2). The transcript is spliced from 5 exons. NCBI's taxonomy places the organism in Eukaryota, Metazoa, Chordata, Mammalia, Carnivora, Felidae. The record is from RefSeq and is a predicted model, not a curated record. Gene Ontology annotation, molecular function: protein binding; DNA binding. Gene Ontology annotation, cellular component: nucleolus. Gene Ontology annotation, biological process: regulation of apoptotic process; apoptotic process; extrinsic apoptotic signaling pathway via death domain receptors. The coding region runs from base 224 to 1207 and encodes 327 amino acids.